Cyclocybe aegerita is the source of this 2046-nucleotide messenger RNA. NCBI's taxonomy places the organism in Eukaryota, Fungi, Basidiomycota, Agaricomycetes, Agaricales, Hemipholiotaceae. The record is from the annotation of a GenBank genome assembly.
AUGGCCGUGAUGUCAACGGGUCAUCCGGACCGAUCGGAUCUGCUUUGGGAAGGUGCCAAGCUGAGCCAAACACCUCCGCUCGGUGACAGCCGUGACGGGUCACUCUUUCAAUACGCAUCGACAAAGGCGCGCACGUCCGUCGGUUCAACCAUGACUGCUGCGCCCAUCGUUAUAACCGCCGAUGAAAUAAACUGUCUCAUAUACUCCUACUUUCAGGAUGCAGGUUUCAACCAUUCUGCCUUUGCACUUCGCAAUGAGGGCCGGCUACAAAAUUCUCCUUAUUUUGCAAAGCACAUUCAAAGGGGAGAACUUAUAGAACUCCUGAGCAAAGCUCUCCUAUAUCUCGAAGUCGAAUCGCAUUGGCGAGGGGAUGAGCUUACAACUAACUGCAAGUCCGGUUUCUCGCUUCUCGAACCGCAUGUAUGUUCGACGGAACCUCCAUCAGCCAAGACGAUUCUUAAUUCCGAAGGGCCCAUGGAUAUUCACGAUACUAAUGGAACCUCUAUGUCUGGUGCCGUCUCUUCGAGUUCGACGAUAUCAACAUCUCAGGCGCAGGCCACAUCACAGGCAUCUCGGAAUGGUGCACCGGCGCUUGACGGUGGUCAAAGACAGAGUCAAUCUAUAACCUCAGCGGGCGACAGCAGUUCUAAGCGCAAAAUGUCUCCCGUCCCGAUUGAGGGUCACGUGGAGAAGCGUGCUAGACGCGCUUCCGUUGACAUGGAUGUUGACAACGUCUCGGAAUCUGGAAGAUCAAAAACAGAGCAGGAUGCGUCGUUGUAUGACCAAUACGGAGGAACGAAGGCGGUCGCUAAACCGUCUGUCCGGCCCCAAGGGCCCGGUGAUACUAGGACUGAUCCUCGAGUCAUGCUGCUAUUAGACCAAAAGACAGAGGUCUUUGUCUGUGCCUGGAAUCCGACAUCACACCAUUUGCUGGCUUCGGGAUCAAAAGACGGCGUCGUUAAUCUAUGGAACCUCCCUGACCCACCGCCAGUCGGGUCAGAUUCCUUUGCUGAAGCACCGGGUGAACCGGUUCCUAUGGACAAUGUUUCCAGGACUGUUCAAGGUGACUUGACUUCCCUUGAUUGGAAUCCGCAAGGGACUUUGCUGGCUAUUGGAUCAUACGACUGCAUAUUACGCGUAUGUACGAGUUCGGGAUCUAUAUACUUCUCCCAUCCCCAACACCAGGGCCCGAUAUUUGCAACACGCUUCUCCAAGAAUGGUGCGUGGCUCUUAUCAGCAAGCUUGGACGGCACGACUUGCCUAUGGGACGUGAAGGAAAAGCGCCUCCACAAGCAGUAUAGAUGUCAUAAAGACUGCUGCCUUGAUGUGGAGUGGCUCAAUGAAACCACCUUUGCUAGUGCCGGUGCUGACAUGCGGAUAUACAUCAUGCGGGUUGACGAAGACGAGCCGAUCAAAUCGCUAACGGGACACAAAGACGAAGUCAAUCAAAUCCGAGUGAACCCAUCUGGUACUCGAUUAGCGUCUUGUUCAGAUGAUGGUACGGCCUACGUCUGGAAGGUUGACAACCUCAGUCCCCCAGCAGACACAAUCCCGGGCUUGUCAGCAUCCGAUCACGUUGUGGUAUUAAAAGGCCACAGUCACUCUGUCAGCACUGUGGGGUGGUGUGUCGACCAUCCGGCAGGGACAAAUGAGCUCCUUGCAACAUCGUCGUUUGACGGCACAGCACGAAUAUGGGAUUCUGUGACAGGACAGUGCUUGCACGUUUUCCAAGAUCACAGACGGCCUGUAUACUCCUUAACGUUUAGCCCUGAUGGUAAAUACCUUGCCACAGGCAGCGGGGAUGGCUGGUUACAUAUCUACCAUACACGGAUGCACUUCCGAGUGUGGUCAUGGUUUGCAGGAAGCGAUAAACCUGGCGUCUUUGAAAUUGACUGGCAAAAUCUCGACGGAGUCAACCGAAUAGCGAUGGCUCUGGAGUGUCGGCAGGUUGCGGUGCUCGAUGUAAACAAGCUCCCGAUCCUACAGUCGCCUGUUCUGCUUAAUGGGAUGCAGCAACAGGCAACGGCUCGGAUAGAGCCUGCAUGA